AUGGCUAGUGCUCAAUUCAUGAAUGAUCACUCUUCCGAGGCUGAUGCGGAGAUGUCGAAGAUAAUUCCUUAUUUGCCACAGACUCCACCAGAUUCCAAUGAUAACAGUGCAGAUGAGCUGGGUUCUUUAUCAAGUCGACCUAGUUUAACCUCAUUGUCAUCACAGCGAUACACUCUCCCACCUCCAACGAAUCCACCGACGGAGAUUCUCAAGGAGGACUUGAAGACACCAGAUAACCAAGUACCCCGGGACCCUCGACUUAUUCGGCUGACUGGAAUUCAUCCCUUUAAUGUCGAACCUCCAUUGAGCGCUUUAUAUGACGAAGGAUUUCUCACAUCGCCUGAAUUGUUCUAUGUUCGGAAUCAUGGAGCGGUACCUCAUGUUGAGGACUCAUCAAUACCAGACUGGGAAUUUUCUGUCGAAGGACUGGUGAAAAAGCCAUUUACUCUCACACUCAAAGAUCUUCUGAGAGAAUACGAACAAAUCACCGUACCCAUCACACUUGUCUGCGCCGGGAAUCGUCGUAAAGAACAGAACCAAGUUCGGAAGUCCAAAGGUUUCUCGUGGGGUGCUGCAGGCGUGUCUACGGCAUUAUGGACAGGCGUACCAAUGUACGAGUUGAUCAAAAAGGCGAUACCAAUUAGAGGAGCAAAGUAUGUCUGUAUUGAGGGUGCCGAUAAGCUUCCUAACGGUUACUAUGGAACGUCCAUAAAGCUCAACUGGGUUAUGGACCCAAAUCGAGGAAUUAUGGUAGCCCACAAAAUGAACGGAGAAAUGCUUCGACCUGAUCAUGGCAAACCUUUACGAGCUGUUGUUCCCGGGCAAAUUGGUGGCCGCAGUGUGAAAUGGCUCAAAAAGAUUAUUGUUACCGCAGCUCCUAGCGAUAACUGGUAUCACAUUUAUGAUAACCGAGUCCUUCCAACUAUGAUCAGCCCAGAGCAGAGUGCCAACGAACCCAAGUGGUGGACAGACGAGAGAUAUGCUAUCUAUGAUCUGAGUACAAACAGUGCCACCGCAUACCCAGAACAUGAAGAGCGAGUAUCUUUAGUAAGCGGAAGACAAACAUAUCGUGUAAAGGGCUAUGCGUAUGGUGGUGGUGGACGACGCAUUACUAGAGUCGAGGUAACACUCGACAAAGGAAAAUCAUGGGCGUUAGCUGAUAUACGAUACCACGAAGACGAUUAUCGAGACCGUGCCUACGAAAAUGAAUCUUUAUUCGGUGGUAAACUAGAUAUGGAAUGGAGAGAAACAUGCUUCACAUGGUGUUUUUGGGAGGUUGAUUUGGAGAUCCAAGACCUCGCAAUGUCAGGAGAUAUCAUGGUAAGAGCCAUGGACGAGAGUAUGAAUGUUCAACCGAGGGAUAUGUACUGGAGUGUGCUUGGUAUGAUGAAUAACCCAUGGUAUCGAGUAACCAUUACCAAAGAAGGCGAUUAUCUGCGCUUCGAACAUCCCACACAACCAGCACUUAUGCCAGGAGGAUGGAUGGAAAGAGUAAAAGCUGCUGGAGGAAAUCUCGCCAAUGGAUUCUGGGGCGAGAAGAUGGGCAUUGAAGAUGAAUCUGUCGACUUGGUCGAGGUCAAGCGGGAGAUAAAAAUGACAAAAGACGGCCUGAAGCGUGAGAUAUCUAUCGAGGAAUUACGUCAACAUGACAACGAAAAGGAGCCUUGGUUUGUGCUCAACGGCGAAGUCUACGACGGUGCCCCGUUCCUGGAAGGUCACCCAGGAGGCGCAACAAGUAUUACUGGAGCCGCAGGCCAAGACUCCACCGACGAAUUCAUGGCCAUUCAUUCCGAAACGGCAAAAGCAAUGAUGUCCGCCUACCACAUCGGUACCCUUUCCCCCUCAGCCCGCACCUCGCUCCUCAACCCCGAGCCCCUGUCCUCCUCAUCCCAAUCUCUCCGUCCCAUCUUCCUCCAACCCAAAAGCUGGCAAAAAGCCAUCCUCACUGCUAAAAAAGCUAUCUCGAGCGAUACACGCAUCUUUUCUUUUACUCUCGAUCAUCCAGAGCAAGUCAUUGGGUUACCGGUCGGUCAACAUCUCAUGAUGCGCUUACGGGAUCCCGUUACCAGAGAAGCGAUCAUACGAUCCUACACGCCUCUUUCGCUCGGAACCGACAAAGGAGUUUUAGAAAUCUUGAUCAAGAUCUAUGUGAAAAAUGAAAAGGGACCAGGAGGAAAAAUGACAAUGGCGUUGGAAAGUAUCCCUGUUGGACAUGCAAUUGAUUUCAAAGGACCGAUUGGGAAAUUCGAAUACGUGUCGAAAGGGGAGUGUGUAAUUGGAGGUAAAAAGAGGAGGGUAAAAAGAUUCGUGAUGAUUUGUGGAGGAAGUGGUGUGACGCCUAUUUUCUCGGUGUUGAGAGCGGUCCUUAGUGAGGAAGAGACGGCAGACGGACAGGAAUGCAUAGUGUUGGAUGGAAAUAGGAGGGUGGAAGAUAUUCUCUGCAGAGAGGAGUUGGAUAGUUUGGUGAAGGGAAAGGAGGAGAGAUGUAGAUUAGUGUAUGCAUUAAGUCAACCCACAGAAGAAUGGAAAGGAUUACGAGGGAGACUUGGAAAAGACGUUUUGGAGAAGGAAAUCGGGAGGUUUGAGAUGAGCAAUGAGGAACAUGGGUAUAGGGAUGGUGAGCAAUUGGUUUUGAUCUGUGGACCUGAAGCCUUGGAAAAGAGUGUACAUGGCAUAUUGUCGGAUUUGGGCUGGAGAGAUCAGGAUUUACUCUUCUUUUAA
Molecule: messenger RNA, 2721 nt
Organism: Botrytis byssoidea
Lineage: Eukaryota; Fungi; Ascomycota; Leotiomycetes; Helotiales; Sclerotiniaceae
Exons: 1
Coding region: 1-2721 (906 amino acids)
Biological process (GO): nitrate assimilation; nitric oxide biosynthetic process
Molecular function (GO): nitrate reductase (NADPH) activity; molybdopterin cofactor binding; heme binding
Source: RefSeq, a predicted model, not a curated record